This is a messenger RNA of Lineus longissimus, 3622 nucleotides long. Its product is annotated as medium-chain specific acyl-CoA dehydrogenase, mitochondrial-like. Lineage: Eukaryota; Metazoa; Nemertea; Pilidiophora; Heteronemertea; Lineidae. The transcript has 15 exons. Gene Ontology annotation, biological process: medium-chain fatty acid catabolic process. Gene Ontology annotation, cellular component: mitochondrion; cytoplasm. Gene Ontology annotation, molecular function: flavin adenine dinucleotide binding; medium-chain fatty acyl-CoA dehydrogenase activity. Bases 289 to 1557 code for a protein of 422 amino acids. The record is from RefSeq and is a predicted model, not a curated record.
AGAAUGUGAACCAACACGUGCUUUUUGACAUUUUCAUGGACUGUGUUUUCAUUUUAUAAUAUAUUCUUUGAUGUUGUUAUCGUUAUCUAUGUCUCGUUGGUUUGACAUUGCGUUCAUCUAAUCAAAUAUAUAAAUGCAUACAAAUUAGCUUCUGCCUAUGAUGCAAGGGAAUAUAGGCCUAACACAUGGCGCUUGGUCUUUGACCUUUGACCUUGCAGUUAUUCAACAUUGUUCUGUACAUUUUGUACACAACCUGUACAUUUGUGUACAUGAAUUCACCACAACAAGAUGAAAAUGGCAUCUCUUUUCAGUCUGGUAGGCCGCCAUGCUGUUCGUGCUGGGCGACGAUGUCUCUCAACAGCAGCUGAUGUGGAAGCAGCUGCAGUAUCUGGUGGAUUUAGUUUUGAACUGACUGACGAACAGAGAGAGUUCCAGACACUUGCCAGGAAGUUUGCUCGUGAGGAAAUCAUUCCUAUCGCGGCUCAUCAUGACAAAACAGGAGAGUACCCUACGGAAAUUAUUAAGAAAUCCUGGGAACUUGGUCUGAUGAAUGGACAUAUUCCAAAAGAGCAGGGUGGGCUUGGACUUGGUAUUUUCGACACCUGUAUGAUUGCAGAGGAGCUUGCUUAUGGAUGCACUGGUAUCGCCACGGCAAUCGAGGCGAAUUCACUGGGGCAAAUGCCAGUCAUCCUAUCCGGAAACGAGGCUCAGAAAAAUAAAUAUUUGGGGCGAAUGAUUGAGGAGCCACUCAUGUGUGCGUACUGUGUGACGGAGCCUGGAGCUGGCUCAGAUGUUGCAAAUAUUCAAACCAAAGCCGUGAAGAAGGGGAACGAAUGGGUCUUGAAUGGAUCAAAGAUGUGGAUAACGAACGGAGGUUAUGCUAAUUGGUACUUCGUACUGGCAAGGACAGACCCCGGUCAGUCUGCCGGAAAAGCCAUGACAGGUUUUAUUGUAGAUGGUGACAGUCCUGGUUUGACCCGCGGAAAGAAGGAAUGGAACAUGGGCCAACGGGCGUCAGACACUCGAGCGAUUAAUUUUGAGGACGUGGUUGUACCACAGGAGAAUGUUCUUGGUUCAGAGGGCGUCGGUUUUAAAAUUGCCAUGGGAGCAUUUGAUAAAACAAGACCUUCGGUAGCAUCAGGAGCUGUUGGGCUGGCCCAGAGAGCGUUAGAUGAGGCGACGAAAUAUGCAAUGGAGAGAAAAACCAUGGGAAAGCUUAUCUGUGAGCACCAAGCUGUAGCCUUCAUGCUGGCAGAGAUGGCCAUAGGCAUUGAGACGUCCCGGCUUGUGAUGCAGCGCUCUGCCUGGGAGAUUGACCAGGGCCGGAGGAACACAUAUUAUGCCAGUAUCGCCAAAGCCCUUGCUGCUGAUGUCGCAAACAAAUGCGCAACUGAUGCUGUCCAGAUCUUCGGUGGCAAUGGCUUCAACUCUGAAUACCCAGCAGAGAAGCUGAUGAGAGAUGCAAAAAUCUAUCAGAUUUACGAAGGCACCGCUCAAAUCCAACGGAUGAUAAUUUCUCGGGAAUUGUUAACAAAAGCUAAGCAGAUGGGACUCUAAUAAGAUUUGAUAGAAAAAUUUGUAAGGAAACAAAUAAAGAUGUCGUACGGCAUAUUAUCAUCAUUAAAAAUAGCCGCCAAAAAUAGAUAAUUCAACAUGCGCUACCUGCAUUGUUGUUGUUGUUGUUGUUGUCCGUGGGUUGUUCCGCAAGGGCCACAUAUAUGUCAAAAUUCCAGACCAUGACGGGUGGCAAACAAGCCAUUCAAAUGACUGCAACCUGCAACCUUAAUUGCAUGCGACGAAAUUGCUUGUUUGCAUGCCUGCGAAAGGAAUUGGAUGAUAUGACCUACAUGUGAUCAAAAUUGAACCUGCUGAUCAGAGAUUUCUAGCACUAAGGGGCAGUUACAUUUUCUUCGUUUUUUCAAACCAGUCUAUCGUGGCCUGAUGUGCAUGUAAAUUAUUGCUUUAUGGCUGGUUGCAAUAAAUAGAAAACAAGUUCAAAAGUUGCUGUACGAGUUUUCUUUUAAGAGUCUGUUUUUAGUGGCAGCAAGUGUGCUGCUUUUCAUUGCUGUAGAGUGUAGUCACGGCGAAGAAGGUAGGACUUUUUUAGGUUGUUUCCAUUCAAUUUGACCUCUCUACUUGUAGAACACCUCUCUAUUUAAGACAUCACUUAUCAGUCCCGUGGGUCUUGGGUCUUGGGUCUUUGUUUUGUAUACACCCCCUCCCCCCCCCCCGUGAUGUCCUUGAUAGAGAGGUUCAACUGUACCCUGAAAGUUCCAAGCGGAUUUCAGAUCGCUAAUGGAUUUUUUGGGCCCAUUUAUGUUUGGCUCAAAUAUCGCAAUAGUUCAUGAAGAUUGCCAUUUUUAUCGUUUGACAUCAUACGAUGGUCUGUUGUGAAAUGUCACCUUCUGUCAAGGCGAGGGGUUGUCGUUGACACAGUGCUGUUGAUGUCAUUUUUUGGCAACAUGGCCGACUUUUUUUGGCACUGAGAAGGAUGCUUGCCCCUCGAUUCAUCGAUUUUAAUGUCUGUAUUUCAUGUGGCAAUAAUUUGGGACAGAAAUUGAGUCCGUUAUGAUUUAUCUUGUUGGUGUCUUUUAACAUGCUGAAGGUUCUCUCUAUCAAAUUUCCACUGUCAACAUUGAUGAUAAUGAUUGUGUUUUUUUACAAUUUGCACUAUCAACAUUCAUGACAAUUUUGUUCUACAUUCCAACUUUUGCAGGUGACUUCUAAAAUGCUUUCCCCACAGGAAUUCUGGGCAGAGGUCCAGAUGUUCGGUUUUUUUCAUCUCUAUUCACAACUGAGUUGGGCCUGGGAUUAUGAAGGGCAGAAACUUUGGCCUGAUAAAUAGGGUUCUUAACCCUUAAAGGGGUACGGGUUAAGAAUUAUUGUUGGUCCAGGAAAAUAGAAAUGCAAUCAUACACAAUGCUCUGGUGCAGUUUUUGUGCAUAUAAAUUUGCUGAAACUCGAUGUUUAAAUAUUUGUAUAACUGUCUACCAAUUGCCAUUGUUGAAAUUUCAUAUUCAGUACAUAUUUACACAGUUUCAAAAUUUCAUUACAAAUUUCAAUAUUUGAUGACAAGCGUAGGCCUUAAAAGAACUUCUGUGUUAGUGCAAAAAUUAAAACACUGAGGACAGUCCACCUGGCCUGGCUAUCAAAUCUCACCUGGGACAUUUGACCCCUUUACCGUAUGGUCUGUUGUGUUUGGUCUAUAAGACCAUGUUAUUUCACGCUCUUGAUAUCACAACCAACCGGGACAUCACCAGAUAAACCAUGAAGCUUGCCCUGUGUCUAGUAUUUGCUGUUUACUUCUGUGUUUCUCAGGAGACACAAGCUGCCACCAUUGAACGUUGCCCCGAUGGUUUAGUUUUCAUGCAUUGCUUCGCUGUUCCUUGCCAGGUCUCGGAAUGUGGUGUUGAUGGUGCAGUCUGUCGCUCCAAUUACUGUGGGGGCUGCAAUGCAGAAUGGUACAAGAAUGGUGUCAGAGUUUGUAACCGGUAGGGGUUGGACAAGAUAGCAACCUAGGGUUAAUGAAGAGUCCCCUGUAGAUAAUUUUCAAAACAGGACACACUUCUCUGUAAACAGCAGGGCAUCCUAUACUGAAUAAAAGUUGUAAAAGAUCAAUAGA